AUGGGCGAAAAACGUCCGAUCUCCAAGGAUGCCUUAUUUGAUAUCUUUAAGAAUCAAAACGAGGCUGCUUUACGUUCUCCAACUCCCAGUCAUUUGUUAAAUAGAUCUGGGAAUUCCGCUUUUAGAACCCCCUCACUUGGGACAACACCAGUAAACUAUAAUUUGUCUUUACAUCAAAGGGCUGAGCAAUUAUUAUUUUUAAACCAACUUAAUUUUAAUAGCUUUAAACCUAAUUCACCUUCUACUACCGGGAAUUCACAUGAAAAGAUGGAAAAUCAAUUGAAAUCACCAAUUAGACCAUUGCCCGUGCAAGGAUUUUCUCUAGAGCUUAUCAAAUGGCACCUAAAAGUCGUAUCUAUUAAUGAUAUAUUUGUUCCAGAAGUAUCAGAUAGAAUUAAUUUAUGGGUGGUCUUGUCUGGAAUUAUAAAAGGAACACGUUUCUCGGAAGGAUUGGUUAAAUCAUUUGAGGAUGGCUUUCCGGAGGAUUGGCGAGAACUUCUGCUUGCUGAAUUAGAACCUUCAUAUCAGGGUGAAGGAAUUGAAAUGAAUUUUGAUUCAAGUGUUAAUUCUAUAGGAGAUGGAGAAAAUCAGGGUGAAGGAAUUGAAACGAAUUUGCAUUCAAAUGUUAAUUUUAUAGGAGAUGGAGAAAAUCAGGGUAAAGGAAUUGAAACGAAAUUGCAUUCAAUAGUUAAUUCAAAUGGAGAAAAUCAGAGUGAAGGAAUUGAAACGAAUUUGCAUUCAAGUGUUAAUUCUAUAGGAGAUGGAGAAAAUCGGGGUGAAGGAAUUGAAACGAAUUUUGAUUCAAGUGUUAAUUCUAUAGGAGAUGGAGAAAAUCAGGGUGAAGUAAUUGAAACGAAUUUGCAUUCAUUAGUUAAUUCUAUAGUAGAUGGAGAAAUCAAAUCAUUUUCUGGUCGUCGCAUACGAGCCCCCGGUAACUGGUGGGAAAUUAACUCUGAAAUCAAAGUAAAAGAAGAAAAAAUAGAACCUAAAAAACGAAAAUUAUCUUCUAUCGGAAAGCGUACUUCAUCGUCAUCCAUUGAAAAACAUACACCAUCAUCCACGCAACGUAAUUCAUCACCAAAUAGUGGUAAACGGUCUCGCAAGAGACGUACUAUACAAAAGGACAAUACAACCGAAAAUACGAAAAAGCCUUCUCACAAUGAUAUUGCUAAUGAAACAAAUAUUAACGAAACAAAUACUGAAGAAACAAUGGUUGAUAUACCGCGCCAUGAGGUUUACGUUCUUGUCGAGGCUAGAAGAUAG
This is a messenger RNA of Funneliformis geosporum, 1263 nucleotides long. The record is from the annotation of a GenBank genome assembly. Lineage: Eukaryota; Fungi; Glomeromycota; Glomeromycetes; Glomerales; Glomeraceae.